UACGGAAAGCGAUGAUUGGUCGGCAGGAUGAGUCUGGAGCAUGCGCAGGGACAAGAGACAAACGUCAGACUCGCUGUCCCAGAAUGUCUCGCGGUUGGGGCCAUGCUCGCUGCUGUGGGCCGCUUGGGCCGCUCGGUCAGGCCUCCGGCCCCGGCUCCUUCUUUGCCGCUAUUGCUACCGCCCGCACGAGGCCGUAAGAGCCGCCAUGACCCGCCCGCCAAGUCCAAGAUCGGGCGCUUGCGAACUCCGACCCCCGUAGAUCCCGUCGAGAUGUAUAUAGUAACGGAGCGCUACAAGAGUUACCGACAGAUUGUGCGCGCGCUCAGGAUCUCCAGGUUUCAGCGGCAAGACUUUGCCUCAUGCAUAUUUGACAAGCACACCAUCCAAGCCUUCAUCCUGACUUUGGAUUUUUAA
Sarcophilus harrisii (Tasmanian devil) is the source of this 414-nucleotide messenger RNA. It is a transcript of the gene MRPS26, whose product is annotated as mitochondrial ribosomal protein S26. The coding region runs from base 28 to 414 and encodes 128 amino acids. Gene Ontology annotation, cellular component: mitochondrial small ribosomal subunit. The transcript is spliced from 3 exons. NCBI's taxonomy places the organism in Eukaryota, Metazoa, Chordata, Mammalia, Dasyuromorphia, Dasyuridae. The record is from RefSeq and is a predicted model, not a curated record.